AUGGUCUCCUCUUACCCCUUACCGGAGGGCUUCUCGGAGUUUGACGUGUUCUCUCUGGGCUCUUGUCUGCUCGUAGAGGGGCUUCUCGGCUUCUUCCUAAAUGCGGUGACGGUCGCUGCUUUCCUCAAUGUCAGAGAGCUGAGGACCCCAAGCAAUUUCCUAGUGUUCAGCUUGGCACUGGCUGACAUGGGGAUCUCCAUGAAUGCCACCGUCGCUGCUUUCUCUAGCUUCCUGAGGUACUGGCCUUAUGGUUCUGAUGGGUGCCAGACUCAUGGCUUCCAGGGCUUCGUUACAGCACUGGCCAGUAUCCAUUUCAUCGCUGCCAUUGCGUGGGACAGAUACCACCAGUACUGCACUAGAACAAAGCUACAGUGGAGCAGUGCCAUCACCCUGUCUGUAUUUAUCUGGCUGUUCACCGCCUUCUGGUCCGCCAUGCCCCUCAUUGGCUGGGGAGAGUACGACUAUGAGCCCCUCAGGACCUGCUGCACUCUGGACUACAGCAAGGGAGACAGGAACUAUGUGUCCUUCUUGAUUCCCAUGAGCAUCUUCAACAUGGCCGUUCAGGUGUUCGUUGUCAUGUCGUCAUACCAGGCCAUCGCACAGAAAUUCAAGAAGACCGGAAACCCCCGGUUCAAUGCGAGCACUCCUUUGAAGACGAUGCUGUUCUGCUGGGGUCCCUAUGGGCUCCUGGCCUUCUACGCAGCGGUUGAAAAUGCCACCCUGGUCUCCCCCAAGCUAAGGAUGCUGGCUCCUAUCCUAGCUAAGACUUCUCCCACCUUCAACGUGUUCCUGUACGCCCUGGGAAACGAGAACUACAGAGGAGGCAUCUGGCAGUUCCUCACUGGGGAAAAGAUCGAAGUGCCUCAAACUGAGAACAAGUCCAAAUAA
Lampris incognitus (smalleye Pacific opah) is the source of this 888-nucleotide messenger RNA. It is a transcript of the gene rgra, whose product is annotated as retinal G protein coupled receptor a. Bases 1 to 888 code for a protein of 295 amino acids. Gene Ontology annotation, cellular component: membrane. Gene Ontology annotation, molecular function: G protein-coupled receptor activity. Gene Ontology annotation, biological process: phototransduction; G protein-coupled receptor signaling pathway; visual perception. Lineage: Eukaryota; Metazoa; Chordata; Actinopteri; Lampriformes; Lampridae. The record is from RefSeq and is a predicted model, not a curated record. The transcript is spliced from 7 exons.